AUGCAUAAAACUUCGUCCGCUGCUGUGAUUAACUUUUUGAAAGUUGACUUUGCUCGUUUUGGUAUUCCGGAAACAGUUAUCACCGAUAACGGUCCUCAGUUUUUGGGAGAAUUUCGUCAAUCUGCACAAGAUUACAACUUUGAACAUGUCACUGUUAGUCCAUACCAUGCUCAAGCAAAUGGGCAAGCAGAGAAAGCAGUGCAUAUUUCAAAGAACAUUCUUAAACAAACUGAUUACAUUUCAGCUUUAAUGGCUUAUCGAUCAACACCAAUACCUAGUUUGGGUUUGAGUCCUUCUGUAUUACUGAUGGGAAGAGAGAUACGAACAACUCUACCUCAACUACAUGUGAAACUCAAACCUUAUACACCAAACCAGAAAGAUAUUCGAGUGGCUGAUAAAUCAUAUAAGCGAAAAGGGGAAGUGUAUUAUAAUUCAAAAUAUGGUGCAAGAAAUUUGAAAGAACUUAAACCGGGUGAUAAAGAGAAAAUUAAAUCUAAACAUGGGUGGGGUUCCACUGGAAGAAUUGUUAAAUGUGCUGGAACGCCUCGUUCAUAUAUUGUUGAAGUAAAUGGGAAAAUGUAUAGGAGAAAUCGACGUAACAUCUUGUAUGCGCCGCAUUCAUCAAUUUAUUCAGAUAUUGAAUUUGAUUUUGAUACUCAACUUAGUUGCAAUGUACAGCCAGAUGAACCGAUGAUAUUAAGGGAUGUGCAAUCAUCUACACAGGAGACUACACAGGGAGUCUUACGACGUUCUUCUAGGCGAAAGACUGUACCAGUCUGGCAUUCGGAUUAUGUUAUGAACUAA
Molecule: messenger RNA, 804 nt
Organism: Anneissia japonica
Lineage: Eukaryota; Metazoa; Echinodermata; Crinoidea; Comatulida; Comatulidae
Exons: 1
Coding region: 1-804 (267 amino acids)
Biological process (GO): DNA integration
Molecular function (GO): nucleic acid binding
Source: RefSeq, a predicted model, not a curated record